This is a messenger RNA of Cynocephalus volans (Philippine flying lemur), 1002 nucleotides long. RefSeq names its product chondromodulin (gene CNMD). The transcript has 7 exons. Bases 1 to 1002 code for a protein of 333 amino acids. NCBI's taxonomy places the organism in Eukaryota, Metazoa, Chordata, Mammalia, Dermoptera, Cynocephalidae. The record is from RefSeq and is a predicted model, not a curated record. Gene Ontology annotation, biological process: negative regulation of angiogenesis; negative regulation of endothelial cell proliferation.
AUGACAGAGAACUCGGACAAAGUUCCUGUCGCCUUGGUGGGGCCUGACGACGUCGAGUUUUGCAGUCCCCCGGCAUACGCCACGGUGACGCUGAAGCCCUCCAGCCCCGCGCGGCUGCUCAAGGUCGGAGCCAUGGUUCUUAUCUCGGGGGCGGUGCUGCUGCUCUUCGGGGCCAUCGGGGCCUUCUACUUCUGGAAGGGGAGCGACAAUCACAUUUACAAUGUCCAUUACACCAUGAGUAUCAAUGGGAAAUUACAAGAUGGGUCAAUGGAAAUAGAUGCUGGGAACAACUUGGAGACCUUUAAAAUGGGAAGUGGAGCUGAAGAAGCAAUUGAAGUUAAUGAUUUCCAGAAUGGCAUCACAGGAAUCCGUUUUGCUGGAGGAGAAAAAUGCUACAUCAAAGCUCAGGUGAAGGCUCACGUUCCUGAGGUGGGCACCAUGACCAAGCAAAGCAUCUCCUCCGAACUGGAAGGCAAGAUCAUGCCAGUUAAAUAUGAAGAAAAUUCUCUUAUUUGGGUGGCUGUAGGUCAGCCUGUGAAGGACAACAGCUUCUUGAGUUCUAAAGUCUUGGAACUCUGUGGCGACCUUCCUAUUUUCUGGCUUAAACCAACAUAUCCAAAAGAAAUCCAGAGAGAAAGAAGAGAUAUAGUGAGAAAAACUGUUCCAACUACUACAAGAAGACCACGCAGUGGACCACGGGGCAACCCAGGCCCUGGAAGACUGAAUGAAACCAGACCCAGUGUUCAAGAGGACUCAGAACCCUUCAAUCCUGAUAAUCCUUACCACCAGCAGGAAGGAGAAAGCAUGACAUUCGACCCCAGACUGGAUCACGAAGGAAUCUGCUGUAUAGAAUGCAGACGGAGCUACACACACUGCCAGAAGAUCUGUGAACCCCUGGGGGGCUAUUAUCCAUGGCCUUAUAAUUAUCAAGGUUGCCGUUCAGCCUGCAGGGUCAUCAUGCCAUGUAGUUGGUGGGUGGCCCGUAUCUUGGGCAUGGUCUGA